UCCUGAAAAUUUGAAGAUCGAUAUCUGCAAUCUCAUUCAAAAUUAUUGUUUCAAUUCUGGUGUCUCCAUUAAUUUGGAUGUCCAUUCUGUUAAUGCCCUUCCUGAUAGUCUGAAAAGUUGUUUUUGUAAACUGAUGACUCAUGCUUACUCCAUUGAUACCCGAUCACAACAGUUGGUUUUAUAUCUUAUGAAGCUUGUUGCUGAUUCUGUUGCCACUGAUGAUGAUAAUAAUGAUGAGUACAGUUCUCAAGAUGUUAAUGCUGCUUCCCAACAUCAGAACUCUCCUAAUGAUGUUACUGUUAAAGAUGCAGAUGUCUCUGAUCAUGUCUUCUGCUCCCAACACCAACCCUUCAAUGAAUAUGAUAACUCCUUUUCAGCUGCAAUUACUAGUGAUGGUCAGAUCAAAUCCUCUCCUUCUGUUUCCGGUGAUACUACUGUUCGUGAUUUGAAAAAACCAGCUACUUUACCCACUCCUAAUUUGUCUCGUGCAAAUAUCAACACUCAGAAAGCCAAUCUUGAUGUUCCAUCUGUUGUUGCUAGAGUCAUGGAGAAGUUGACUAGAAACAAUUCAUGCACUCCUCCAUCUGCCCAUAAAACUACCCCAAGAUUUGUCCCACAACAAUCUGGCUAUCCUCCUACCCAUACAGUUGAAUUUAUCUAUUUUUACAGUGUUAUUGCUCCUGUCAUUUUGAUCGUGUAUAUCGGUCUUUAA
This is a messenger RNA of Panicum virgatum (switchgrass), 712 nucleotides long. RefSeq lists its product as uncharacterized. Lineage: Eukaryota; Viridiplantae; Streptophyta; Magnoliopsida; Poales; Poaceae. The transcript has 7 exons. The coding region runs from base 134 to 712 and encodes 192 amino acids. The record is from RefSeq and is a predicted model, not a curated record.